Messenger RNA from Erinaceus europaeus (western European hedgehog), 5542 nucleotides. RefSeq names its product formin homology 2 domain containing 3 (gene FHOD3). Bases 212 to 5008 code for a protein of 1598 amino acids. Gene Ontology annotation, molecular function: actin filament binding. Gene Ontology annotation, biological process: cortical actin cytoskeleton organization; cardiac myofibril assembly; sarcomere organization. Gene Ontology annotation, cellular component: cytoskeleton; cytoplasm. The record is from RefSeq and is a predicted model, not a curated record. Lineage: Eukaryota; Metazoa; Chordata; Mammalia; Eulipotyphla; Erinaceidae. The transcript has 28 exons.
GACCGUAGGAGGGGAGGAGCGGGAGGAGGAGGAGGGGAAGAAAGGGGCCCGCCCCGCCCCUCUUCUCCCCCUCCCGCGGCCGGAGCCCGGGCUGCAGCCGGCGAGCUGGAGCCUGGAGCCCGGAGCCCACGAGCAGCGGCCUCUCCCGCUCGUGCGACCCCUGCGGCCCCGCCGAUCCCGGGGCCCGCGCCCCCCGCGGCAGGGAUGCAUCAUGGCCACACUGGCCUGCCGGGUGCAGUUCUUGGACGACACGGACCCUUUCAACAGCACCAACUUCCCGGAGCCCAGCCGCCCGCCGCUCUUCACCUUCCGCGAGGACCUCGCGCUCGGCACCCAGCUGGCCGGGGUCCACCGGCUGCUGCGGGCGCCGCACAAGCUGGAUGACUGCGCACUACAGCUUUCCCACAACGGUGCCUACCUGGACUUGGAAGCCACCUUGGCAGAGCAGCGGGACGAGUUAGAAGGCUUCCAGGAUGACGCUGGGCGGGGCAAGAAGCACAGCAUCAUCUUGAGGACACAGCUUUCCGUGAGGGUCCAUGCCUGCAUUGAAAAAUUGUACAACUCCAGUGGACGAGAUUUAAGAAGGGCCCUUUUCUCCUUGAAACAGAUAUUUCAGGAUGACAAGGAUUUGGUGCAUGAAUUUGUAGUGGCUGAAGGUCUGACGUGUUUGAUCAAGGUGGGCGCGGAGGCAGAUCAGAACUACCAGAACUACAUUCUCAGGGCUUUGGGCCAGAUCAUGUUAUAUGUGGAUGGGAUGAAUGGAGUAAUAAACCACAGUGAAACCAUCCAAUGGCUGUACACACUCAUUGGGUCAAAGUUCCGACUAGUGGUGAAGACUGCCCUGAAGCUGCUGCUUGUCUUUGUGGAGUAUGCAGACUCCAACGCCCCACUUCUGAUUCAGGCUGUGUCUGCUGUGGACACAAAAAGAGGAGUCAAACCCUGGUCAAAUAUCAUGGAAAUCCUGGAGGAGAAAGAUGGGGUUGACACAGAGUUGCUGGUUUAUGCAAUGACUUUAGUGAACAAGACAUUGUCGGGACUGCCAGACCAAGACAGCUUCUAUGACGUGGUGGACUGCCUGGAGGAGCUGGGCAUCGCUGCUGUGUCCCAGAGGCACUUGAACAAGAAAGGGACUGACCUGGACUUAGUGGAGCAGCUGAACAUUUAUGAGCUGGCUUUGAGGCUGGAGGAUGGUGACGAGACAGCAGAGCCCCCACCCAGUGGGCGUCGGGACAGAAGAAGGGCCAGUGUGUGCUCCAGUGGUGUGGGCGAGCACCAGGGCCUAGACCGCAGGCGGAGCCGUAGGCACUCAGUACAGAACAUCAAGAGUCCCCUGUCUGCUCCCACAAGCCCCUGCUCCCAGUCAGCUCCCAGCUUCAAGACCAGUCAAGUGCGAGAUCUCUGUGAAAAGGAUGAGGAAGAGGAGAAGGAGGAAGAGGAAGAGGAGCUGCCAGUCACGGAACCCAAUUCAGAGGAAGAGGGAGAGGACGAUGCCCCCUGUCAGGGCAAGGCCAGCAGCCAGACCAGCCCUACUUCAGAGCAAAACCCUGAAGGAGAGGAUGCGGGCCCCUCAAAUCCAGCCCCCCAUGUUGUCUCCAGCACCACCUCCCAGGGAAAGCAACUUCCAGCCAGCACUGCUGCGGGGAGCCCUUUGUGCUGUGGGUCUUCUGGGCCUGCCCUGCGGUUACCCCCAAACCCCAUCUGGGCCUCUCGGCCAUCGUCUGCCUCCACCGCUCCUGGCCCCCUGAAGGCAUCGCCAACCAUAGAAAAGCUGCCCUAUGUGCCUCACAGCCCCUUCCACCUCUUCUCCUAUGACUUUGAGGACUCCCCCAUGUCCACCAAGGAGAAGGAAGCCGAGUCCCAGAAGGAAAACAGAUACAGCAACUGUGGCAACAGCUCUUACCCCUCUUCGAGGUCUUCAUCUUCAUCUGUGUCCACUGCCCCCACCUCGUCUGUCUCAGCCCCCCAGGAGGCCAGAACGGAAAAGACACCACCAAGCAACCUUCUGACGUCAUCCUUUAAACAGCAUCAAGAGUCCUUGGCAGCAGAACGAGAGCGGCGGCGGCAGGAGAGAGAAGAACGGCUGCAAAGAAUAGAACGAGAAGAAAGAAACAAAUUCAACCGGGAGUAUUUAGACAAGAGAGAGGAGCAAAGACAAGCAAGAGAAGAAAGAUACAAAUACUUGGAGCAGUUGGCAGCUGAGGCGCAGGAGAAGGAGUUGAGAAGCCGGAGUGCAAGCCGAGGCAGAGCUGACCUCUCCUUGGACCUGACCUCGUCAGCAGUGCCUGCCUCCUCUGCCUCUCUGAGCCGAAGUCCUUCCUCUCCGGAUUCCCAGGAGACGCUUAGGGUGUCAUCUUCCUCCCCAGGAGCGUCUGAGCAUCUCCAAGUGAGUGCUGAGGAUCCUGAGCCUGAAGCAGAGACAGAACAGGAACCAGAGGCAGAGGUGGGGAAGGUUGUCCACGAGGCCAGCCAGGAACUAGCUCUUGCCCACGCGGGAACAGAGAGCGAAGUGGCCCGAGUACCGGAACAAGAGUCAGAAGAGCGAGCCUCCCUCAGUGAGAAAGAGAGGCAGAAUGAGGAGCUGAACGAGAGGGAUAACUGCUCCGCUUCCAGCAUCUCGUCAUCCAGCAGCACGCUAGAGAGAGAGGAGAAAGAAGACAAGCUUUCCAGGGAUAGGGGAACUGGUGUGUGGCUGGCAGGUGCUCAGGAUGCCGGUGUAAAUGAACAGUGUGGGGACAUCCUCACCAACAAGCGCUUCAUGUUGGAUAUGCUGUAUGCCCAUAACAGAAAGCCCACGGAUGACGAGGAGGAGGGAGACGAAGCCAGCAGGCCUGAGCAGGGGGCAGAGGCAGUAGCCAGCCUGGCCAGCAGAAUCUCCACACUGCAGGCCAACUCUCUACCCCAGGAUGAGAGCGUCCGACGGAUAGAUGUGGGCUGUCUGGACAACCGGGGCAGCGUGAAAGCGUUUGCCGAGAAAUUCAACAAUGGGGACCUGGGCCGGGGAUCCCCUGAAGCUGAGCCUGAUGACAAGGUCCCAGAGAAAGCCUCCUCCACACCCCAGAAGACAGAGUCUGAUCACAUCUGGGACCAACUUAUGGCCAAUCCGAGGGAGCUCAGAAUCCAGGACAUGGAUUUCACUGACCUGGGGGAGGAGGAUGACAUAGAUGUCUUGGACGUGGACCUGGGUCACAGGGAGGCCUCCGGGCCACCUCCCCCACCCCCACCCAUCUUUCUGGGCUUGCCACCCCCACCCCCUCCACCCCUGUUGGACAGCGUGCCUCCCCCUCCAGUCCCUGGUAAUUUAUUGGCUCCUCCUCCGGUAUUCAGCUCUCCUCAGGGCGUAGGGUGGCCCCAGGUACCCAGGGGUCACCCUGCAUUCACCAAGAAAAAGAAGACCAUCCGCCUGUUCUGGAAUGAAGUGAGGCCUUUUGAGUGGCCGUGUAAGAACAACCGCCGCUGCCGAGAAUUCCUGUGGUCGAAACUGGAACCUAUUAAGGUGGACACAUCCCGACUGGAGCACCUGUUUGAGUCUAAAUCAAAAGAAUUGUCGGUCUCCAAGAAAACUGCUGCGGAUGGAAAAAGGCAGGAGAUCAUCGUCCUGGAUUCCAAGAGGAGCAAUGCUAUUAAUAUUGGCCUGACAGUCCUGCCUCCCCCAAGAACCAUUAAGAUAGCCAUUUUGAAUUUUGAUGAAUACGCCUUAAACAAAGAAGGGAUUGAGAAAAUUCUGACCAUGAUUCCUACUGAAGAAGAGAAGCAGAAAAUCCAGGAAGCUCAGCUGGCCAACCCUGACAUACCGCUGGGCAGUGCGGAACAGUUCCUCCUCAUGCUGUCUUCCAUCAGUGAGCUCUCGGCUCGACUCCACCUCUGGGCAUUCAAAAUGGAUUAUGAAACCACAGAAAAGGAAGUAGCAGAACCACUUUUGGACCUGAAGGAAGGAAUAGACCAACUGGAGAACAAUAAAACUUUGGGCUUUAUCCUGUCCACUCUCUUAGCCAUUGGCAACUUUCUAAAUGGAACUAACGCCAAAGCAUUUGAACUUAGCUACCUUGAGAAGGUUCCAGAAGUCAAAGACACCGUACACAAGCAGUCACUUCUCCAUCACAUGUGCACCAUGGUGGUGGAAAACUUCCCAGACAGCUCGGAUCUGUACUCAGAGAUUGGGGCCGUCACCAGGUCAGCCAAGGUUGACUUUGAUCAACUUCAGGAUAAUUUAUGUCAGAUGGAGAGAAGAUGCAAAGCUUCAUGGGAUCACCUCAAGGCAAUUGCGAAACAUGAAAUGAAACCUGUUUUGAAACAACGCAUGUCAGAGUUUCUCAAAGACUGUGCAGAGCGAAUCAUAAUUUUAAAGAUUGUCCACCGACGGAUAAUUAACAGGUUCCAUGCCUUUUUGCUUUUUAUGGGGCACCCACCGUAUGCCAUUCGGGAAGUGAACAUCAACAAAUUCUGCAGGGUCAUUAGUGAAUUUGCACUGGAGUACCGGACAACCAGGGAGAGGGUUUUGCAGCAAAAACAGAAACGGGCCAACCACAGAGAAAGAAACAAGACUAGAGGCAAGAUGAUCACUGAUACUGAUGAAGAAGAUGAAGUCGAGACUGGCAAAUUCUCUGGCGGUUCCCCUGUGCCUCCGAGCCAGCCACAGGGCUUGAGCUAUGCUGAAGACGCCGCAGAGCAUGAGAACAUGAAGGCUGUGCUGAAGACCUCGUCCCCGGCUGUGGAGGAUGCCACGCCUGUGCUAGGGGUGCGCACUCGCAGUCGAGCCAGCCGAGGAUCCACUAGCUCAUGGACUAUGGGAGCCGAUGACUCACCUAACAUCACUGAUGAUGCAGCUGAUGAGAUCAUGGACCGCAUCGUCAAGUCAGCCACCCAGGUGCCCAGCCAACGAGUGGUGCCCCGGGAAAGGAAACGCUCCAGAGCCAACCGGAAGUCUUUACGAAGGACCCUCAAGAGUGGCCUGACUCCAGAAGAAGCUAGAGCCCUGGGCCUGGUGGGCACCUCAGAGCUGCAGCUGUGACAGACAUCCACACCUUGAGAAGUGUGCCGGAGGAGAGUGCAAGGUCGUGCUGGAUGGAAUCCCUGCAGUGGGGCCAGGGAGCUUUUUCACAAACUUUGGAAGGUUCCAGAAAGGAGUGCCCACUUCUGGGUGUUGACCUGUGGUGGCACAUGUCCUGCGGUACAUUGACAGAUGACCCUCGGAGGGGUUUCCUUCACUUUCUUUCUUCAUCAUUAUCUGCUGUGCUUCUGGCUUCCUUGACACCCGGUUUAAUAGUUUCAAUGUGCCCCAUCUCUCUGAACAAGAGCAGCUCUUGGAAGGAGCUUCUUCGGAAACUUCUGUCUGGCUGCGAGGCAAUUUGGUUCGAUUCACUGACUGGCUGUCUUUGUAACACCAAAGUACCCAAGUCAAAUACCCAGGUGUAGACUCCAAAAUUGUGCACAGAAGAAAACACAGAUUGUUUCCCAGUUGUGGAUUUUAGAUGUACUAAAUGUUUAUACAAACUCAUAAAUGUACACCAUGUUUCAAAUACUAAAUAAAUAGAGUUUAAUGCCA